GGCUGGGGAGACGUCAGGCGGAAGGGAAGCGCUCGGCAGGCUGCAAGUGGGCUCCGCUGCCGUCUGAGCAUGCUCCCGCGGGGGCAGAGCCGGGAUAUAUAACGGCGCCGAGGCGCCGGCAACAGCAGCCGCUCCGCUGAGGCAGGCGGCACGUACAGCGCUCCGACGCCUCUGCGCCGCUCCGAUCCGAUCCGCGCCGAUCCGCACUGCCCGGUACCGCUCCGUACCGCCCGGUACCUCUCCGGACAGCACCGCUUCGCAGCGAGCCGCACUUCCCUGCGCGGUACCGUACCGCACCGCCCCGCUCCGCGGGGUCCCGUCCCUGCCCGGCCGCCGCUGCCCCGCCGGAGCCUCGGCGCCCGGCACGGCCGAAGCAGCGCGCCCCGCUCCGCCGGCCCCGGCCCCCGCGGCGGGCGCUCCCGCGGGUGGCAGGAUGGCCGCGAAGCCGGCCGAGCUGAUGGGCAUCUGCUCCAGCUACCAGGCGGUGAUGCCCCACUUCGUCUGCGUGGCCGAGGAGUUCCCCCCACCCGCCCGCCCCGCCAAGGCCCCCAAGGGUAAGCUGCGGCGGCCGCGGCAGUCGCGCUUCAAGACGCAGCCGGUGACUUUCGACGAGAUCCAGGAGGUAGAGGAGGAGGGGGUGUCCCCCAUGGAGGAGGAGAAGGCGAAGAAGUCCUUCUUGCAGUCGCUGGAGUGCCUGCGGCGGAGCACCCAGAACCUCAGCCUCCAGCGGGACCGCCUCGGCAGCUGCCGGCUCCGCAACAGCCUCGACUCCAGCGACUCGGACUCGGCCCUCUGAGGGCGGUGGGACCCGGCGGGAGCGCGCCCGGCGGCGGCGGCACGGACUGGGCUGCAGGGAGCCGCCCCGCCGCCGGCCCAGGAGCGCCCGGGGCGGGCAGCCGGGUUGGGAUGUUUUCUAAGAAAGCGCUUGUACCUUCGUUUCUAUUUGAUUGUAUGAAACUCUCCGUUUAAAAGACAAAAAAAAAAUCUUUUCUAUUCGUUAGAAGAAAUAAGCUGUUUUAGAUGCAUUGGGCUGCUGGACUUUAUAUUUAUUUUUGCAUUUAAACUGUUGACUGCAUUAAUUUAAUAUGUUUCUACCUGAAUGUCUGUUAUUAUUUCCAUAAAAGAGUAAUAAAAUCUGAUAUAUUUGCACAGUA
This is a messenger RNA of Grus americana (Whooping crane), 1154 nucleotides long. It is a transcript of the gene C5H11orf96, whose product is annotated as chromosome 5 C11orf96 homolog. The transcript has a single exon. The record is from RefSeq and is a predicted model, not a curated record. Bases 434 to 796 code for a protein of 120 amino acids. NCBI's taxonomy places the organism in Eukaryota, Metazoa, Chordata, Aves, Gruiformes, Gruidae.